CUUGCAGACAGGACAGGGAGCAGUGGGGAAGAUUUGCCGGCGCGCUUUAAAGCAGAGCGGCCGUGGGCUGAGGCAGAGCUGUGCUGUCCUGGUUCCCCGCACCCGCUGCCCUGGGACGCGGAGCACCUGCUAGGGAGAGCUCUGCAGUGGAGACCCUGCCCGGCCCACACUGGCGCUGCCAGCCGUCUGCCAGGCCAGGAAGCUGCCCUCGCACGCGGACCAGGUGCCGUCCCCGGAGAGCAUGGCGCAUGGCAGGUGGAUGCCCUGGCUGCCCGUCCUUGUGGUGUCCCUGGUGCAUUCAGCCAGCGCGGAGUACUCCAGCUGUGGCGAGGACGAGUUCUACAACCAGACCACUGGGCUGUGUCAGCUGUGCCCGCCCUGCGGGCCGGGCGAGGAGCCCUACAUGUCCUGCGGCUAUGGCACCAAGGACGAGGACUAUGGCUGUGUGCCCUGCCCUGCCGAGAAGUUCUCCAAAGGGGGUUACCAGAUCUGCAGGCGCCACAAGGAUUGUGAGGGCUUCUUCCGGGCCACGGUGCUGACACCUGGGGACAUGGAGAAUGAUGCCGAGUGUGGGCCGUGCCUCCCUGGCUACUACAUGCUGGAAAACAGACCCAGGAACAUCUACGGCAUGGUCUGCUACUCCUGCCUCCUGGCGCCCCCCAACACCAAGGAAUGUGCAGGAGUCUCCUCGGGGGUCUCUGCCAACUCUCCCCGCACCUCUGGGGGCAGCACCCUGCCCCCCUCGCAGCACGCCCACAAAGAGCUCUCCAGCCAAGGGCACCUGGCCACCGCGCUGAUCAUCGCCAUGUCCACCAUCUUCAUCAUGGCCGUGGCCAUCGUCCUCAUCAUCAUGUUCUACAUCAUGAAGACCCGGCCCUCUGCCCCAGCCUGCUGCAGCAGCCCCCCAGGGAAGAGUGUGGAUGCCCCUGCGAGCCAGGAUGUGGAGAAGAAGGAGGCCCCAGAUGGCGUGGUGAUCUUCUCUGAGAAAGAUGACUUUGAGAAGCUGACAGCAACCCCAGCGAAGACCACCAAGAGUGAGAAUGACGCCUCAUCGGAGAACGAGCAGCUGCUGAGCCGGAGCGUGGACAGUGACGAGGAGCCAGCACCUGACAAGCAGGGCUCCCCAGAGCUGUGCCUGCUGUCCCUAGUGCACCUGGCCAGGGAGAAGCCGGCCCCCAGCAGCAAGUCGGCCGGGAUCCAAAGCCGAAGGAAGAAGAUCCUAGACGUGUAUGCCAACGUGUGUGGCGUUGUGGAAGGCCUCAGCCCCACGGAGCUGCCCUUCGACUGCCUGGAGAAGACCAGCCGCAUGCUCAGCUCCACAUACAACUCCGAGAAGGCCGUGGUGAAGACCUGGCGCCACCUGGCAGAGAGCUUCGGGUUGAAGCGGGACGAGAUCGGCGGCAUGACAGACGGCAUGCAGCUCUUUGACCGCAUCAGCACGGCGGGCUACAGCAUCCCCGAGCUGCUCACGAAGCUGGUGCAGAUCGAGAGGCUGGACGCUGUGGAGUCACUGUGCGCAGACAUCGUGGAGUGGGCGGGGGUCGCACCCCCUGCCUCCCCACCCCCAGCUGCUGCGUCCUGAGGGUGCCAGGGAUGUCCCAUCCUACCCGCAGGAGCUGGGGUCUCCGGGCCUUUGCAGGUGUGGAAUCCAAGCUUCUGCUGGGUCACCAUGCACCUUACAGGAAGCAGCCCUGCCUCCUGUCCCACCCAAGGUGAAGGCUGAGCGGAUCUCCAGGCCCAGCUUCCCGGGCACAGGGAUUUUAUCCACUGACCGCCAUGAAUUCACCCAAUGGAUGCCUGGGACCAGGGAGCCAGAUCCUGUGGAGCAACAGGUCUCUAAAGAGUGGAAGCUUAGCAGCAGGCAGAGACAGAGGGGACCAAGGAGCAGCGUGAGGAGGGGAGGGAGCCACGGAUGCGUUCCAGCCCUUAGAGGGUGUGAGGGCUGCCCGGGAGAGGAAGGUGGCGGCUGUGUGGCAAACCUGUUAGGAUGCAGUGCCCCAGGCUCCCUGGACGGAGCCUCGCUGUGUGCUGCUGUCACCCACACGCAAGGCCAGUGUGCUGCGACCAGACGUGUACGGCACCCGGCUCCACUGACACGCGAGUCCCAGGCCUGAGACACUAGAGAAUGGCCUCAUGGUCUCAGGCAGAUGCCAGUGCCCCAGCACACACGUACCGGGCCGUGCUUCUGCUUGACACAGAUCUGAGAGGGGGCCGCUAGACUGCAGGGGUGUCAGAGUGGCUGAGGCCCAUGGCCCAAGGGUUUCAGACUCUCCUGGGCUGGUGUCCCAGCCCCUUCUUCCCCUCCGCGGCCCUAGAGAGCUCGACCUUUGAUGCGGUUAGGAGAGUGUCAGGUGAGCGGAGAAAGCAGCAGAAAAGCAGCCCAGGGGCUCCGCGCAGUGUGGACAGCGCAGGCCGGCAAGAAAAUGGCAACGGACAGGACGCGGCUGGCUUCUUCCCGGUACCCGCAAGCUGGGGACAGAGCUGCUGCCCGGCACAGCUCCCGCAGACCCACACCACUGCGCUGACGCCGGGUGAAACCAGUCCUGACCCAGAUGAUUUCAUAACUCUGAGCACCACGAGGGAGGACACGCGUGGGGCUCCGCGACGCGAGAAGCAGCCUCCCACCACGGGGCGCAGGGGACGCCACGGGGAUGGCGGUCGGGGCUGGACAGUUACUGUCAUCACCGGCAGUCCUGCUAUGGCUGUGUCCCAAAACCCAUGCAGCAACCCUGCGCUCUGCCGGCUAAGGGUCCCAUGGCGACGGCUAGUUGUCCUUCUCAUUCCUCUCGGGAGCCCUGCCGUGCCCCUGGUGUUGGUGCUGGCAAACUGUCACCCCCACCUGUGAUUAGACAUACCGGUCACAGGUGAGCAGUGUGCAGGGGCAGGGCGGGGCCGCCACCCCAUCAGGCGCCAUCCAAGGGAGCCAGCAGUCCAGAGCCCCGCCUCCACGUCAGUUACUUACGUGAAACACCCAAGGAAGGCUUGUGCCUCUGGGAUUCUGAACUACGAGUCUGACCUCCAAGGCCUCCACCAGGCUACAUGGUGUGAGACAGUCGCUACUUUACAGUACCAAAACACGUUCAGGAAGCACUCCCGGCAAGGCCAGGGGCCUCGGCGAGUGAAGUCUUAAUUGUGAAUAUAUCUACCUGAUUCUGUGUAAUUUAUUACUAUUUUAUAAUCUCAGUAAACACAUGAAUGAAACAGA
Messenger RNA from Chinchilla lanigera (long-tailed chinchilla), 3205 nucleotides. RefSeq names its product ectodysplasin A receptor (gene Edar). Gene Ontology annotation, cellular component: plasma membrane. The transcript is spliced from 12 exons. Bases 242 to 1582 code for a protein of 446 amino acids. Lineage: Eukaryota; Metazoa; Chordata; Mammalia; Rodentia; Chinchillidae. The record is from RefSeq and is a predicted model, not a curated record. Gene Ontology annotation, biological process: positive regulation of JNK cascade; positive regulation of canonical NF-kappaB signal transduction. Gene Ontology annotation, molecular function: signaling receptor activity.